CUCACUUGUUCUACAUCUACUGGUCAAAAACAUUGAGUAAAGGCAAAGACAUCCACCUCUAUAAAUCUCCUGUAGAAAGGCCCUCGGUUAUUGUUUCAUACAAAACCUUGCAUUUCCUGCUUGCUGAAUGGUGAUAGAUUGAAGAAGAAUAGAACAGAGAAAGAAGAAAGAGGUGUUAGAAUGUAUCCAGGAGGACCACCACCUCCAGGGGGAGGUUAUCCUCCUCCACCAGGGCCACCUCCUCCACCUGGGCCUCCGGGAGACCCUUAUUUUUUUCCUCCAGGAGGGCCGCCACCGCCUCCAGGGCCUCCAGGGCCACCACCACCUCCAGGUAUGCCCUAUUUCCCCCCUCCAGGACCACCACCACCCCCUGGCCCCCCAGGGGGACCUCCACCCCCAUGGCCUGUAUAUGAACCUCCUCCACCUUUUGCACCUCCAGGACCUGGAGGGCCACCUCCACCAUGGGGACCUGGUCCUCGUUGGUAGGGCACAGAUGGACUGCUCUGCUUGUUAUCUAUGUGAUGUCUAUAAUUUUUAAGCUUCUGGGUAUGGUGACAUGCAAUAUAUUUUGGGGGGAUUAGCCUAGUUCCUAUUUUGAGGUCUGAAUCUGUCCGCAACUACAUAAAAUAAACAGUCAGAGGUUAGCUAUGGAAGCUUAAGGUCCGUUAUAUGUUUAAAACGAGUCAUUUCAGAACAUAUUAUGUUGAAGUAUUGUAAUCAAUGUUGCAGUGUUGGUAUAUAAGUGAAUCUGGGCUCUUUGUUUUGAAAUGGGAAAGGGUCAUACUAUGCAGACUUUGAUUAUGUUGCUUUCCAAUUUGGGUUGCACUAAAAUGUUGAAAUAUAUUUAGAAGUGCAGGGUCUCUUGUUUUUGAGACCUAAGAUGUAUGAAUGACUAAUAUAAGAUUUAGAAGCACAGAGAAUGUGAUAUUCCUGCUUGAUCAA
Cryptomeria japonica (Japanese cedar) is the source of this 942-nucleotide messenger RNA. RefSeq lists its product as uncharacterized. The coding region runs from base 181 to 486 and encodes 101 amino acids. The transcript has a single exon. The record is from RefSeq and is a predicted model, not a curated record. NCBI's taxonomy places the organism in Eukaryota, Viridiplantae, Streptophyta, Pinopsida, Cupressales, Cupressaceae.